Molecule: messenger RNA, 4445 nt
Organism: Osmerus eperlanus (European smelt)
Lineage: Eukaryota; Metazoa; Chordata; Actinopteri; Osmeriformes; Osmeridae
Gene: dpy19l3
Product: dpy-19 like C-mannosyltransferase 3
Exons: 17
Coding region: 311-2656 (781 amino acids)
Cellular component (GO): nuclear inner membrane
Molecular function (GO): mannosyltransferase activity
Source: RefSeq, a predicted model, not a curated record
ACCUGCCUGGUGUUUCAUUCUCUUUCAUUUUGAUGGUGAUGUUAACCAACAGGGAUUGCUCUGCUUGUUUAGUUCAGUUUAGUUUAGUUAAGUAGUCAAGGCUCGGAUUGGCCAAGCUGUACUGGAACAAAGGAAUCGGAGAAAAGGGUGAGAGGGGCUAAUUUACCUGUGACACGGAUUGUUGUCCACUGGAUGAGGGGAAUACUGGUCACAUGGACAAUGACCUAACCUGAGUCCUCUCACCCAGCCUGGAGUCUGUCAGCCCAGGGACCGCUACAGAGGCUUUUGACUGACCCUCUCAGUCCCAGUCAUGGAGAUCCGGAAGAGGGGGAACUGGAACAAGCUGGAGAGCUACUGGGGGAUUUCCCAGGACAAAGUGUCCCCUGAUGGCUUCUCUGUGGGGGCAGGGGUGGCUGGGGGGGCAGGGGGAGACCCCCAGGACUACCUCCGUCCCACAGGCCUGAGCAUUCCUCCUGUGUGGCCAUGGCGACGGGUGGCUGUCAUGGCAGUGGGUCUGGUAUUGGCUGUUGUUAUUGGUCUGUCUCACGCCUGGUGUGUUAACUCCAUUCACGAGAACCUGCUGUGGUUCUCCCACCUGACGGAAGUGGAGCGUGAAAUCUCCUUUAGGACAGAAUGUGGUCUGUACUACUCCUACUACAAACAGAUGUUGCAGGCGCCGACCUUUCAGCAAGGUGUGUGGGAGCUGGUGAAUGACAACUUGACUGAGUCCAGGAGGACCAUUAACCUGUUGCAGCGCAUGAACAUCUACCAGGAAGUGGUGCUCAGUGCUCUCUACAGACUGCUUCCCAUUCAGGGGUUCCUGGAGCCAAUUUAUUUCUACAUCUACACCGUGUUCUCCCUGCAGGCUGUGUAUGUGAUAGCCCUUUACCUCACCAGCUGGCUGCUUAGUGGAUGCUGGCUGUCUGGAGCUCUCACUGCGGUCUGGUACAUCCUCAACAGGAUCGACACCACGCGUGUAGAGUUCACCAUCUCCCUGAGGGAGAACUGGUCCAUGCCCUUCUUCGCUCUGCAGGUGGCAGCUAUCACAUGCUUCCUCAGACCUCAGCUCAGGCCCAUACAGCAGAAGGUGGUGGUGUGGCUGAUGUUUGUGGCCACGCUGGGUUUCUGCCUGACGUGGCAGUUUAACCAGUUCAUCCUGCUGGUCCAGGCCAUGGUCCUGUACACUCUGGACUGUCUGGACCUCCUCUCACCAGCACAGGUGACCUGUGUGUACCUGGUCCAGCUGACCAGUCUGCUGUGUGUCUGGCUGCUUCAGUUCUGUAACUCCAUGAUCCUGGGCUCUCUGGCCCUCAGCUUCAUCACCUCCGCCCUCUUCGUCAGACACUUCCAGAGAGGUGUAAAGUCUGGAGGGCUGCUGGCCAGGCUUGGGAAGCUGUUUCUGCAUUCAUGUCUGGUCCUCUCUCUCACCCUUUCCAUCAAUUACCUAGCCAAGCAAGCUCUGCAGCUGAGAUCAGAUGAACACAUCUUUAAAUUCAUCAAGUCGAAGGUUGGCUUGGGACCCACCAGAGAUUUCGAUGCCAGCCUCUACCUGUGUGAGGAGGCCUUCGGACUGCUGCCGUUUGACACGUUUGAGCGUCUGGCGGGCACCCUGCUGGUGUACCCCUACCUCGGUACCCUGGUGGUCCUGCUGCCCAUGCUGGCCCUUGUGGCACUGAGACACCUCAGUGGGCAGGAGACUGGGGGGGGCGAGGAUCUCAAGGGGGGAGCAGAGGACACCGUCGUCUCUAUGAGACCAGAUGUCGCCUACAAUAUCGUACACAGCCUCUUCUACGGACUGCUGGCCUUCAGCACCAUGAGGAUGAAGUACCUGUGGACUGGCCACGCGUGUGUCCUGGCUGCCUACGGUGUUUGUGGGAAGGAGCUCUGGCUUGUGGUCUUGAAUGUGCUCCACUGUAACUCCAAAACAAAGUUAAGGCUGAUCAGAUACACAGUUCCCAUAGUAAUUCUGGGCUUCCUAUAUUACAAGUUCUGGAGCAAGCUGAUGAAGGAGGUGUCGGAGCUAAGGGAGUUCUAUGACCCAGACACUGUGGAACUCAUGACCUGGAUCAGUUCCAGGACCUCUCCCAAGGCAGUGUUCGCUGGGAGCAUGCAGCUGUUGGCUGGGAUUAAACUCUGCACAGGCCGAGGCCUCACCAACCACCCCCACUACGAGGACCAAGCCCUGAGGGAAAGGACUAGACAGGUGUACCAGGUGUAUGCUCGCCAGCCUCCAGAUGAGGUGUACCGCUUGCUGCGCGAAGCGGGGGCAGACUUCCUGGUUCUAGAAGACAGCAUCUGCUAUGAGAGGAGGCACCGGCGUGGCUGCAGACUCCGUGACCUCCUGGACCUGGCCAAUGGGCAUGUCAUGGAUGGUCCGGGGGACGACGCCCCUGACCUGGUGCCCUCCCCCCACCCCCGCUUCUGCGAGGCCAUCAAGACGGAGACGCCGGCGUACGCCUCCCUCUUCACGCGCGCCUUCCACAACAAGACCUUCCACGUGUACCGUCUGAAGAAGAAGAGGAAGAGGAAGGCGGCGGCGAGCAGCAGCCCCGCUGAGGCGCCCCCGGCCCGCCACGGAGGGCUGAGGCUCCUCCAGCGGCUGGGUUGCCGGUGUGAAUCCCACAGGGCUUACGAGGACAACAUAGAGAGCAACUGACGAGACCAAGGUUACCCCUGCCCCCCCCGCGCAGACUCCCACCAGCGCAAAGAUCCCCACGCUGAAGCAUGGCUCCGUAACGCGGCUGUGGUCUCGGUGUCACGUGGACAACAGGGGGAUCGUCUCUCAUGUAUUUUGAACUGUCAUGCGACCUCUUGUAUUGUUGAUGAUGUUAAAUUAUUGAUUGGUGCCAUCUGCAAGGCUGCUACCCCGACUGCUAUGCCCCCUGUGAAUCGCCAAUACAGCCCUGUACACACACACACACACACACACACACACAGCCUGGAGCCUGUGCCCUGGUCUGUGGCGGUAUUGUUGUCAGAGCAGUCGUGGCAGGCUGACAAGGCUCUGAUUGGAGCAGAGCAGAGCAGGGUUGAAGAACAGCUCAUGCAUAUGAAUCCUCAGCUUACUGUCAGCCUGGGGGGGGGGCAACCCCUCCAGUCUUUACUAAACAGGCCGGUCGUGAGGACUCGAGGAUUCACAACCGCAACACACGCACAACCACACACAUACACACACACACACACAUAUAUUAAUAUAUAUAUACACGUAUACACUGUUUAUGCGUAGCUUUCAACCAGACAGAAACACAGUAGAGGAGAAAACAGAUGAGAAGAAAGUAGGCGUCUGAGAGAGUGUGAUUGAAAGACAAGAGCAUUGUGGGUAAUUACGGGGCAAGCCACUGUUUGUGUGUGUAUGUUUCUGUGCAUGUGUGUGUCUGUGUGUGACUCUGUGGAUGUGAAGAUAUUGUGUGUGUGUGUGUGUGUGUGUGUGUGUCAUCACCUGUCUGUCUGUGUCUCAGUCUCAGACCUCUGCUGAGGAAUCACUACCGCACUUGUUAAUGAGGACCCUGUCUCAUAACACAGACACACACACAUACAUUUUACAAUAGCACAGUCCUUUUCACAAGUCACAGACAGAAGCCGUACUGCUUUUAGAUGUGUUGUCACGUGUUUGAAGGUUGAGUGUCACUGGCUCAUUGUUAUGCAUGCCAGUAAUGUCACUGAAUAGCAUUGCUUGUUCAUUCAUUUGGUUUUAAAUUGGAUGUUUAAUUUAGUAGGUGCCCUGUUACCUUAUUAGACACAGAGCUGAUGCUGCCGGGUUUGCUUAAUAAGACUUUAUUAAUGGAAUGUUUUUGAAACCGACAUUGUUCAGUUUCAUUCCAUUAAUUCAAUUUUGACAGGUCGGAUAUUUGAACCACUCUCAGUAUUUUAAUGAAAGUGAGAUAAUAGAAACUGUGUAGGAGAUGAUUUGACUCUGGCCUAUAGUCCUAUAGCUGCUCCACACCGGAGGAUGACAUCAUAGACCCCUGCCGAGUGUGUGAAUUGUAUUGUCCGGGUGAAACCCUCUGAUAGGCUGUAGGAGAGUGUCAGCGAAGCCUUGUGGAACAGGAAGUAGACUAAUUCAUAAUUCUGUCCCAGGAGUCUCACCUGUCCUGGCCUUCUUCUAGGCCAUGCAGGUCUGCAGUACUUCAUAAUCCAGACUGUUAACUGUAUGGGCUAUACUAGGCAGGGUCAUGUUUACGUAUUCAUUACUAUACUAUAAAAAAGGGAUGUUAUUUUUCUUGUAUUGCUUAUGUAGAUGUUAUGUAAUGUAAUUUAAAGAUUUGAUUUGAAGUACUAGAGUGUCUUGAAGUCCUUGUUUGGAUAUUGUAGGGAGUUGAUGUUCUUCUGCUUGCUUUUCCAUGUCAUUCUGCGUCUUGUUUCAUGCGAGCUGUGACGGGUUUAAACCAAACCUUUCCUCGUUAUUAAUGUAUUGUGCUAUUUCAUUAAACCUCGAUAGGAACUCU